Chelonoidis abingdonii (Abingdon island giant tortoise) is the source of this 1645-nucleotide messenger RNA. NCBI's taxonomy places the organism in Eukaryota, Metazoa, Chordata, Testudines, Testudinidae. The record is from RefSeq and is a predicted model, not a curated record.
UGGUUCUAUGAUGAUUGGGUAUGUCGGGGGUAUCGUUCCUCCAGGUGGGGAACUGUUUGGAAAGCACCGUUCGACAUCAUCACCUCUCACAUGGACCUUCGACUGUCCUCUGCUGUCUUCCUUGUGGUCAAGCUGCUGUAUGAGCAAGGCCUGACACUGCGAGCCACGUUCCUCUUCCUCUCAGCCUGCAGUGCCUGGCACCUGACCCGCACCUUCUUUCUGAUGCCUAGAUGGCACAUCCCCUACCCGUUGCCCCCAGGAUACACAUACGGGCUGGGGUGCCGGAGGCAGGGGUGCUCUUACCCUACCCACGAGGAGCAGCGGCCAGGCCUGGGUGAUGGAACCCACGAGCCCAGCGACCUGUGCUUGGAGCCAGGCCCGGGAGGCACCGAUGCCAGCAAAGCCCCCAUGGGCAAAGGAGAGUCAGGGGCCAGGCCAGGCCAUGGAGAGCCCCCUGGCAUGUCUUUCCGGGCCUGUGUCUUCUCCAAGCUCUUCUUCUGGCACCUCAUGUGGCUAUCGGUGAUGCAGCUGCGGCACUACCUCUUCAUCGGCACCCUCAACCCCGUGCUGGAGCACCUGGCUGCCCGCGACACCGUGCUAGUAAGCACCUACACCAAUGCCUUCGCCUUCACCCAGCUCUGUGGGGUCCUGUGCGCCCCCUGGAAUGGGCUCAUCUUAGACCGGCACAAGCGCGGGAGGAGCAAGGAUGGCAGUGCCAAAGGUGGCUCGGACUCCCUGGCGGACCUGCGCUCCUGCGUCCUGUCGCUGGCUGUGACGGUGCUGCAGUGCGUAGCCUUCUCGGUGUGCGCCUCUGUGCCAGUGCUACCCGUGCAGUACGCCACCUUCAUCCUGCAGGUGCUGAGCCGCUCCUUCCUGUACGGGGGCAACGCCGCCUUCCUGGCCAUCGCGUUCCCACUAGAACAUUUCGGGAAGCUAUAUGGGCUGGUAAUGGGCCUGUCAGCCGUGGUGUCACUCCUCCAGUACCCCUGCUUCGCACUCAUCAAGGGACCGCUCAGCGACGACCCCUUCUAUGUGAACAUUGGCCUCAUCAUCGUCAUCCUCCUGGCCUUCGUCAGUCCACUGGUGGUGCUGCAGGAGUGCCAGCGCCGGGAGAGGGAGCAGGAAAAGCAAUAUGUUGACUCACUCUCCCUGACCCUGACCAAGGCUGAGGUGGAGUCCUCCAUCUGACCACCUCCAGCAGGGAUCUUCAGGGGCUGCUCCCCCCGAAAAGGGAAUGAGGAAAGAGAAUUAGGAGUGCAGCCUGAGCCCCAGCCAAUCCGCAGCUGUGUCCCUCCAGCCCAGCAUUGUCACCAUCAGUUCCAGCCAGGCACUCGCUCCUCUCCAGCGGCAGGGUGGUGGGUCAUGUUGGGUUAUUUUUACAGAUACUUGAUUUUCUAGGUUUUUGUAUAGCCCGAUCAGUAUAAAUCCAGCCUUCCCCUCUCCCUGUGCCCAGCGUGCACGGCAGGGGGAGUGGGGGCGGGAAGUGUAUUAUAGUUCCCCUUAUCGGCAGGGUUUAUGUCAAUCCCCCCAUUUCCUUCUCUUUUACUGCAGAGAUUUUAUUUCUGUGCUUCUUUGUAAAAGUGAGGGAAUGGGUCGCCCUGGUGCCUUCCUUCCUGAAAUCACAUAAAUACUAACGAGGAACUAA